This is a messenger RNA of Oenanthe melanoleuca, 1196 nucleotides long. It is a transcript of the gene SFTPB, whose product is annotated as surfactant protein B. The transcript is spliced from 7 exons. The coding region runs from base 107 to 1144 and encodes 345 amino acids. The record is from RefSeq and is a predicted model, not a curated record. NCBI's taxonomy places the organism in Eukaryota, Metazoa, Chordata, Aves, Passeriformes, Muscicapidae.
AACACAGGGACAGCAAUGGGGACUUGGGACAUGGAGACAUUAAAAGGGAUCCCUGCUGGGGACAGGGGCCCCUUGAAUCAGGACGUGGCUGCGGGGACACAGGGGCAUGGGGCCAGCAGCAGAGUGGCAGGGCAGGGGUGGCAGUGUCCCCAUGGCUGUGACACACCUGCUGGCACAGUCCCAGGGGCCACAUCCCACCUGCAGGGCUUUAAGAGGCCGCGGGCUCGGCCCUGCCAGCAGCGCCAUGGCCCUGCCACUGUCCCUGUCCUCGGCCCUGUCCCCUGCCAUGGCCCAGCCCCUGUCCCUGUCCCCCACCAUGGCCCUGGCACUGCCGCUGCUCCUCGCCCUGCUCGGGGCCAGCCCAGUGGCCACAGGUUUGGGGGCACCAGGGGGGGGCUGUGGGGUGCCCCCCUCUGCCUGGUGCCAGGACUGGGUGACGGCGCUGCGCUGUGGGGCCCUGGGGCGCUGCCCCCACCUCGCCCAGGGACAUCCCGACAUGGACGUCUGUGCCCUGUGCCAGCAGCUCUUCGGCUUCCUCCACCAGGCCUCCAACCACUCAGCCACGGAGAAGCCCUGGCAGGUCUGUGCCACGCUGGAGCUGUGUCGCGGAGAGCCCGGGGCCGCCCCGGCCGCGCCCGUCCUUGAGGCGCCCGGCGCCCACCUGCAGGGCUCCGGUGGGGCCGGGCUGUCCCCGGCGAUGCCGCUGCCGCUGUGCUGGAUGUGCCGCUCGCUGGUGGCGCGGGCCGAGGCCGCUGUCCCCGUGGGCACGGUGGCCGCGGCGGUGGCCGGGCUGUGCCGGGCGCUGCCGCUGCCGGUGGUCGGGGCGUGCCAGUGCCUGGCCCAGCGCUACGCGGCCCUGGCGCUCGAGGGGCUGCUGGGCCGCCUGGGCCCCCGCCUGCUCUGCCGCCUGCUCCUCGCCUGUCGCAGCGAGGACACCGAGGACGUGGGGACGCUGCCACCGCCCUGGGUGCUGGAGGCCAUCGUGGUGCGGCUGGCGGAGUGUGACCCCAAAGGUGUCGGUGUCCCUGCGCUCUCCCUCCCCCUGGGCCCCUGUGCCCUGGGCCCCACCUUCUGGUGCUCGGGCCCCGAGGCCGCCCAGCGCUGCCAGGCCCUGCAGCACUGCCAGGAGCACGUCUGGCUGUAGGGGGGCACCAGGACCCCCUAGCACUGCCCAGUAAAGCUUGGAUGCAACUCGG